UGUUGCAGGGUAGUACCUUAUGGAAGAAUAUGAUGGAAGAAGAAACUAUGAAUGGAAAAACUCCAAAGAUUUCAGGAAAGGAUAAAAAUUCUUCAAAGAAGACACUUGGAACAUUACAGAAAUACAUGAAUGAUCAGAAAAGUAGCAAUAUAUUGAAACCAAAAGCAUUGAAUUCAGCACCUUGGGAUGGAAUGCAAAAUCCUGAUCUCCCAGACACCAUGGCCAGCCAACUCAAAUCCCAAGACUCUGAUGAGGUUGUUUCAAACUGUGGCAGCUUGGAAUGUUCUUCAAGUUCAAGCAGGAAAAUAGUGUCACCAGAAUUUCAUGAUCAUUACUACAAAACUGAGUCCAAAAAGCUUCUUGGGGCUACUGAUGAUAUGGUGAUGAGCUUGUUGCACAUGGAUUACUCUGGGAGGCCUCAUUGCAAGCCUCCUAUCAACAAUCGUCAGCCUUCGCUCAACAGUGUGAAACCAUAGUUAGUAUUAGCUUUUUAGGUUCACAACUUUGCCUUCCCCAAAUUAAUAGAAGUUCUUUAACUUUUGUUUCUUUUUUUAAUUAUUAAAUAACCAUGUU
This is a messenger RNA of Macadamia integrifolia, 573 nucleotides long. RefSeq lists its product as uncharacterized. Bases 30 to 476 code for a protein of 148 amino acids. The record is from RefSeq and is a predicted model, not a curated record. Lineage: Eukaryota; Viridiplantae; Streptophyta; Magnoliopsida; Proteales; Proteaceae. The transcript has 3 exons.